Ipomoea nil (Japanese morning glory) is the source of this 3106-nucleotide messenger RNA. Its product is annotated as glutamate receptor 3.6-like. Gene Ontology annotation, molecular function: signaling receptor activity; ligand-gated monoatomic ion channel activity. The coding region runs from base 239 to 2974 and encodes 911 amino acids. The transcript has 7 exons. Lineage: Eukaryota; Viridiplantae; Streptophyta; Magnoliopsida; Solanales; Convolvulaceae. Gene Ontology annotation, cellular component: plasma membrane. The record is from RefSeq and is a predicted model, not a curated record.
UUGAAUACAGAGAAUAUGCCUUUCUUUUCUUUCACUCAUUGUUGAAUUAUGAGAAGUCUUUAAAACUCUCCCAGUGCUGUGUAGAUAGGUAUGCUCAUUUGUUUAUCCUGUAAAUUUACAAUUUUUUUUUUUCCUGUUUGUUUGAGCUGAAAUUUCUGAGCUUUGAUUAUUUGAAUAACGCCUGCACUUGUAUUCUAGCUAAUUGGUGGAAUCUGGGGUUUUGAUAACUCAAUUCAUCAUGAAACUGUUUUGGGCAUUGAUAUUGCCAGUUUUGUACUGUGGGUAUUUGUGUGAAGGAGUUAACUCAACUCUUUCUGCAAGGCCUAGUGUUUUGAACAUUGGGUGUAUUCUCACGUUGAGGUCUGACGUUGGUAAAAUUACGAAAUUGGUAAUAGAAACUGCAGUAAAAGAUAUCAAUUCUAAUCCGGCUGUUCUUGGAGGAACAAAGUUGAAUGUCACGAUCCUCGAUAACAAUUCUAGUGGAUUGAUGGGGAUAGUUGAAGCUAUACGCUUCUUGGAGACUGACACCGUGGCCAUAAUUGGCCCCCAAUCUUCGGUCAUAGCUCAUGUGAUUUCCCACAUUGCGAAUGAGAUCCAUGUCCCUCUAUUGUCUUUCUCUGCCACCGAUCCUGCUCUCACUUCACUUCAGUACCCAUUCUUUGUCAGAACGUCGCCAAAUGAUAUGUUUCAGAUGGCUGCUAUAGCAUCGAUUGUUGAAUUCUAUCAAUGGAAAGCGGUGAUUGCUAUAUAUGUAGAUGAUGAAUAUGGAAGGAGUGGAAUCGCUGCAUUAGCGGAUAAACUGGCUAUGAGGCGAUGUCGGAUAUCUUUUAAAGCGGCUCUGAAACCUCAAGCAACAUUGGAUGAAAUAAGGGAUAUGUUAGUUCAGGUGGCUUUAACGGAAUCAAGAAUUAUUAUUGUUCACACUUAUCCUUAUAGGGGACUGGAUAUAUUUUCUCUGGCGAAGAAUUUAGGAAUGACAGAAAGUGGAUAUGUGUGGAUUGCUACGCAUUGGCUCUCCACUAUCUUUGACACAAAAGGUCCCCUUUCGUCAGAUGUAAUGGACAGUAUUCAAGGAACUCUUACAUUACGCGCAUAUGUUCCAGAUUCAGAAGCAAAGAGGAAGUUUGUUUCUAGGUGGAGCGAUUUGGCCAAAAGAAUUGAUAGUAAUAUCACUUUAGGGAUGUGCACUUAUGGUUUAUAUGCAUACGACACUGUCUGGCUACUUGCUCGUGCUCUUGAUGCGUUCUUUAAACAGGGUGGAAACAUUUCAUUUUCUAUAGAUCAUAUGCUAGAUACACAUAGAGCGGGGUUAGAUCUUCAUUCUAUGAACGUCUUUGAUGGAGGGAAGUUAUUGCUCGACAACAUUUUGAAGACCAAUAUAACUGGGGUGACGGGGCUAUUCAACUUUACCCCGGACAGGGAACUCUCUCACCCUGCGUUUGAAGUUAUUAAUGUGAUUGGAACUGGAACCAAGAAAGUUGGUUACUGGUCUAAUUACGCUGGGUUAUCGAAAGUGCCUUCUGACUCUCUCUACCCUUAUCCACAAAGUCGUAAACUUUCCAUUCAAGAGCUAAAUCCUGUAGUCUGGACGGGAGACACAGUUCAGAAGCCUCGAGGGUGGGUCUUUCCGAACUAUGGGAAGCCACUGAAAGUUGGAGUCCCUAUCCGAGCUGGAUUUAAUGAAUUUGUGGAACAAGUACCAGGUACUGAUAUGUUCAAAGGGUACUGUAUUGAGGUCUUCACAACUGCGCUAAACUAUUUGCCAUAUGCUGUACCGUACAAAUUUGUCCCCGUUGAAGAUGCAGACGAUACAGAACUUGUGCACAGAAUCACUGAAGGGGUUUAUGGUGCAGCUGUGGGUAGCAUUGCAAUCACAACUAAUCGGACAUUAAUGGUUGAUUUCACUCAACCUUAUAUUGAGUCGGGCCUAGUUGUGGUCGCACCGUUUAGAGAGCGGGGCUCUAAUGCUUGGGCUUUUCUUAGGCCAUUUUCUCCUAUGCUAUGGUGUCUCACUGGCUUGUUUUUUCUUGUGAUUGGGGUAGCGGUUUGGAUUUUGGAGCACAGAAUGAAUGAUGAUUUUCGUGGACCUCCUAGAAAGCAAAUCGAAACUAUUUUUUGGUUUGGCAUUUCAACGUUCUUCUCUGCCAACAGAGAAAACACUAUCAGCUGCUUAGGCCGUCUUGUCCUUAUGAUAUGGCUAUUUGUGGUUUUAAUAAUAAACUCUAGUUACACUGCGAGCCUUACCUCAAUCCUCACGGUUCAACAUCUUUUUUCCCCAAUCAAAGGAAUUGAUACGUUGUUAACAACAAAUGACCCGAUUGGUUACCAACGUGGUUCGUUUGUUCGCAAUUAUCUGAUUGAGGAACUCGGGUUUCAUGAAUCCAGGCUUGUUCCUUUUAACGUGACCGAAGAUUAUGCUAAAGCUUUAAAGGAUGGUCCCAGUAAAGGCGGUGUUGCAGCUGUGGUAGACGAGCGUGCUUUUGUGGAACUCUUCCUCUCAACCCACUGCGAAUUCUGUAUCGUAGGCCAAGAGUUCACGAGAAAUGGAUGGGGUUUUGCCUUCCCGAAGGACUCUCCUCUGGCGGUCGACCUGUCAACCGUGAUUCUGAAACUGUCGGAGAAUGGGGAGCUUCAAAGGAUCCACGACAAAUGGCUGUUGAGGAGCGCUUGUACAUCGCAAAACACAAAGCUUGAAGUGAACCGGCUUGAACUGAAGAGCUUCUCGGGUCUCUUCUUUAUGUGCGGAUUUGCAUGCCUUUUAGCCCUGCUGGUGUACCUUGUUCUCGUAAUACGCCAGUUCAUGCAAUACUACGAUGAGCCCGAGCCGUCUUCCAGCGUAAGCUCAUCGCGGUCAGCACGCCUCCAGACAUUCCUUUCGUUCGUCGAUGAAAAGGAAAGCUCGGUAAAAUGUCGGUCCAAAAGAAGGCAACUUGAAGGGGGUUCUUCAAGAAGUACUGAUGAAGGUGCGUACUGAAUGAUUACUAUGAAUCAUGACAGCAUAAAGUUGUAUGUACACCCACACACACACACACACAUAUAUAUAUAUAUAUAUAUAUAGCAGUAGUCUGUCUUUGACAUCCUAUUCUAUAAUGACACAAUAAUAUUU